UUUGCAACUUCAAUGGCUUCUCGUGCAAUUAAGUCAACAACCGCAAAACAGCUCAAGGAGCAUCUCCAAGAGCAACAAGAGCCUUUUACUUUGAACAUAUGCCAUUCUGAAAGAGGGUAUUUGGUGAAAGGCAUGAGCUCUAAUGGUCGAAAUGGUUGCUGCCAGAUCAAUUUAUUUAAGAACCUGAGCAGACCACGCAGUUACAACUUGAACAAGAAAAUGGUUUUAAUCUCCACAAGGAUCGUCAAGUCGAUACUAUACAAACUUGUUGCAACUAAUGACAUCCAGGAGCCUUCUUGUCGCAGUGAUAAAGCCCACCAAGAUGAAUUUCAGACUGCAGAAACAAAUGGUUUUACCGAAGUGAAGGGUCUAACUCCAUUCGCCGCCUUUCCCAGCUCCGCUCCUGAAGAGGAACCUCUGCCUUCGGAACGUUGCAGAACUUCUCAAGCCUCAAAUGUUGGUAAUGUGGAACAACAAAAGACUCUUACAGAUAAAACCUGUCAAAGGAAAUGCACUCAAGAUAAGCGCCUCAACCUUAUGUCAAUGUUAAAUACAUUAUCAUCCGACAAAGUGCAUCACAUCAUAACAAGACAAGAAAGCCUAUCAAGUAGGAGUUCCACUCUGACCGAAGAUGCCGGAGGAAACUUCAUCUUUACAACUUUUCCCUGGAAGUGGCUAGGAAAAUCACUAAUUGAGAGAGAGAGCCUCAUUGGGUUCAAAGAAUCAAAGGAGAUAAUCGAACCUUGCUCUCCUCAGCACCGGGGAAGCAAAGAGCUUGUGAAUCAAAGGAAGCCUUUGUCCAACCUCACAGGGGAACGGGAACCCAUCCAAAACAAUGAUACGAAGAAUGUCAGAAACAAGUAUAACUACAUUCACUGGUUCAUUGGGGUGGGAAACCUAAUCAAAGCAGAGCAAAUCUACUCAUGCAGGAAAUACUCUAGAGACUCAAGUAUGGAUUUCUCUAACACAUUAGAAGAAUGGAAUUAUUCCAGGCAAAUGCAGAGGAAGAUAGGCUUCGAGUUAGGGGAUACUAUCAUGGAUGAGAUCGUUGAGGAAAUAAUUGACUUACUCAGGCAGUAAAAUGGAUGAGUUACACAAGCGAAACAGCCGCUGUCUAUGCCCAUUUCCACUUCUUUAAACAGAAUCAUCAUACUGCUACAAUGAUAAAUAGUUAUAUGUGUACACUCCCCCUUGUAAAGUUAAACCAGACGCCGAAAGGAACACGAAAGAGUACGGAAGUUUACAGGAAAACGGAGAAUAAUAAACAGAUUCACAUAUCGACAAAACAAUCAAAGGGAAGCAAACAGGAGAACAACUGCACAACUUAAAAGCAUGAGUUUUUCUCUUUUUUUUUUUUUUUUGGUUUGUUCUUUGGGGGGUGUUGGGUGUUAUUAGAUAAAGAAAUAUAUCAUGCACUAUUUGUGUACAGUGAAAAUAAUACAGAUGACAUUGAUAACCAAGAAUUCAAGGAAGAUAGAACCAAAACUGAGCUAUAAAUUUGAUGGUUAAUGGGCCGAUGCUAGCUGUACUUAGCGACUAUUCCAGACUUCAGAAGCCUACACCAUUUGCUAUCA
This is a messenger RNA of Theobroma umbraticum, 1574 nucleotides long. RefSeq lists its product as uncharacterized. The record is from RefSeq and is a predicted model, not a curated record. NCBI's taxonomy places the organism in Eukaryota, Viridiplantae, Streptophyta, Magnoliopsida, Malvales, Malvaceae.